This is a messenger RNA of Syngnathus typhle (broad-nosed pipefish), 2204 nucleotides long. It is a transcript of the gene qtrt2, whose product is annotated as queuine tRNA-ribosyltransferase accessory subunit 2. The transcript is spliced from 8 exons. Gene Ontology annotation, molecular function: tRNA-guanosine(34) queuine transglycosylase activity. The record is from RefSeq and is a predicted model, not a curated record. Bases 228 to 1463 code for a protein of 411 amino acids. Lineage: Eukaryota; Metazoa; Chordata; Actinopteri; Syngnathiformes; Syngnathidae.
GUUGAGGAAGUCGCUUGGUGAUGACAUCAUCACAACUAGUCGCAUUGUAAUUUCCCGCCUGAGCGGUGCCGAAAGUCGGUAGAAUUUCAAAUAAAUCUCAUUUUGUGCCAGUAACUAUCGGUUUUGCCCUGGCUACAUAUUUUGGGAGGGUACUAAUAACGAAAAAAAAAAAGAACGCAGACGGUCCCAGGCUACUCGCUCAUUGUCGCUUAUUAGCUGCUAGCAAGAUGAAGCUCGAGUUGUCUCGUGUUCUCCAGGGAGGAAGCCGCCUGGGUGUCCUGAAGGGGCUCGGCAGGACCGGGCAGCACUCCCUAGAGGUACCGGGCUGUCUGCUGUACACACGCUGCGGUACCGUUCCGCACCUGACCCACGAUACGCUGCACAGCCUCGACAAGCUCCCCUCGGUCACUCAGGUGUCGCUAGACCAUUUAGCAGAGCACCAAGAGGUUUUGGAGGAGUUCAAAGAAGGAUUUCAGAAGUUUUCAGGUCUUCAUGACAGCGUUUUGUUUUGCUCCCUGCAUGACCCCGCGACAUCUAGCCCAACCGGUUACGCAACCAACAAGACGGUGUCCGUGUGGGGAAGCGGCGGGCGCAUCGAGCUAACGGCAGCCAAGUUCAUGGCCCUGCAGAAGCUGGUGCGGCCCGACUGCUACGUGAGCAUGGCUGACGGUGAGACCUGGCAGGACAACACCUCCCGCAAGAGGGUCCGCAAGUCAGUGGAGCGGACCCUGGUUCAUUUGGACGAGUGUCUGCUGGUUCACCAGGGGUCGCAGGAGCUGGAGGGAGCGGCGCUGUUCGGGUCGGUGGAAGGAGGAGAUGUCAUGGAGGAAAGGGAGCGCUCGGCCAGGGAGACGGCCAAGCGGCCUGUAGCGGGUUUCUGCCUGGACGGCCUCCAUUCGGGCCGUCUGGACGGUGCCCUGAGGAGCCAGCUCAUUGGCGCUGUGGUCAAGGAACUACCCGAGCACAAACCCAGGCUUGUGCAGGGUGUGGGUCGACCCGACGAGGUGAUGGAGUGUGUGGAGGCUGGCGUGGACCUCUUCGAGGGCUUCUUCCCCUUCCUGGUCACAGAGCGAGGCUGCGCCCUCUCCUUCCGCUUUGACACGGCCAACGACCCGGAGAGCGCCGACGGGGCGCCUACCUCAGAAAACACAGCCGAACAGAAUGGAGAUCAUCGUCCGCAUGACCCAAGCUGCAUGACGCCCUUCGAGAUGGAUCUGAAAGAUAAAAGGUACCGAGAUGACUUCCGGCCCCUGGUGGAAGGGUGUGGCUGCUACUGCUGCCGUAACCACAAGAGGGCGUAUGUGCACCACCUGCUGGCCACCAACGAGCUCUUGGCGGGGGUGCUGCUCACGCUCCACAACACGGCGCAUUAUCUGACCUUCUUUGCGGCCCUCCGAGAAGCCCUGGCCGCUGACAAAGUGGACCUCUUGAAAAGGCGGCUCUUCUUGGAGACAAACGUCUAAGAUGGGAUGGGAUCAGAUAGAAGAGAUGGAUUGAGCCCGGAGGACAAACUUGCUUCCACAAUCAGCCCGGCUUUUUUUGUGGCCGAUCAGCAGAUUGGCUCUGCUGUACGGAGGCAAUCAAAAGUUUGAUCUUCUUUGCCUUUGCUGGGGUCUCUGGCAAAAACAACAACUUUGUCCACACAACCAAAGAAACCCCAUUGACCCGGUUUUCUUUUUUUUUUUUUUCUUCUUCCGCGUAACGAUCCCAUUGGUCGGGCUCGAGUCGAAAUAACAGCUUGCACGGAAGCGUUCACGCUCAAGUAGUAAUAGAAAGUACAACAUGUUUUUUUCCCUGACUCCUUAAAUUGCAAGAAUCUUUUUUUCCUUGAACAGUAGCCUGAAGUUACAGAUAUUGGUGCUAACAUUAGCCAACCCGGUUUCUGUCUUUGAUGCAGAGCCGAGUCAGAAGCGUGCAGUGGAAAAGCAGCUCAGCAUGCUUUUCUCCCCAGACAGAUUUCUCAUUGCAUAAUGCUUCAAUCAUCAUGAAAAAAAAAGUCAUACUAAAGAGGUGAGUCCACUUGAAUGUACUACUUCCAUUUUAAAGUAAUUUGUAAUUCCACAAGCAAAAAUUCAACUUGGAAAAAUGAAGUCAUUUAAAUGUUUGGUUUUCCUCAAAACAAUCAUCUUGUCAAAUUUGCACUGAAGCACUCCCAUUAUGCCUGAGGCCCCAUCAAUUUAUUGAAUAAACAUGUUUUUGAGAUA